AUGCAAGAGACGGAACUACGCGAUGGAGGAGAUGGGCCGGAAUGCAGCGAUUUAGGAAACGUCGAAAUCCCCCCAACAAUCAAGCACUCCUCAACAUACAAUCAGUCCGACUUUGAAUUCGACCCGAAUGAGGUCAUAGAAGCCCUUUUAGUUGAAUACAAAGCAAGCAAUUUCAAAGGCCUGCUCGAAGGUUACAAACGAGAGAUCGAGAAAACAACGCAUCCCCCGUGUGCGAGAGAAGUGGAAUCGUACAUCGUCGGGGCGGCCUUGGAAUGGGCAAUAGACAGCCCGGACUACAAGCAAAUUUGCAAACGUCUGAUCACACGAACUCAGCAGGCACAGAAAGCGAGCGGAAGCAGCCUGACGAAUCCGAAUGAAACGGUGUCCAUGAUGAAAUACUACGGUAAUCUGUGGGCCAAAGUUUGCGAAGAAUCUCAAAAGAUCCCAGUUUCUGAGGGGCGCGAAGCCUUGCUUGCUAAGCUGACAUGCCCCUCGUGGCUAUUGUUACAACUCUGGCGCGAUAUUAAGAAUAUCAGAAAGGAAAAGACCCUCCUAAUCCUGCCUAUACGCUUUUUGAGAGUAUUCUAUGCUGUUUGGAGAGAGCGCAGCGGUAUCGGUGUGAUUUUAUGA
Molecule: messenger RNA, 630 nt
Organism: Clonostachys rhizophaga
Lineage: Eukaryota; Fungi; Ascomycota; Sordariomycetes; Hypocreales; Bionectriaceae
Source: the annotation of a GenBank genome assembly